Poecile atricapillus (Black-capped chickadee) is the source of this 15810-nucleotide messenger RNA. It is a transcript of the gene RYR1, whose product is annotated as ryanodine receptor 1. Gene Ontology annotation, cellular component: sarcolemma; sarcoplasmic reticulum membrane; Z disc. Gene Ontology annotation, molecular function: ryanodine-sensitive calcium-release channel activity; protein binding. Gene Ontology annotation, biological process: calcium ion transmembrane transport; intracellular calcium ion homeostasis. NCBI's taxonomy places the organism in Eukaryota, Metazoa, Chordata, Aves, Passeriformes, Paridae. The record is from RefSeq and is a predicted model, not a curated record.
CACGAUCGGUGACACCCGCGGGGGGAGCAGCCGAGGAGGGGGGGGAGGGGAACGGGACCCCCCACCCCAAAAACCUCACCCGGGACCCCCCAAAACCGCGCCGGGGACCCCCCUGACCACCCUCGGGACUGCCUGGAACCCACCCGGGACCCCCCAAACCGGACCCGGGACCCCCCAAACCCCACCCGGGACCCCCCAAACCGGACCCGGGACCCCCCAAACCGCACCCGGGACCCCCCAAAACCCACCCGGGACCCCCCAAACCCCACCCGGGACCCCCCAAACCGGACCCGGGACCCCCCAAAACCCACCCGGGACCCCCCAAACCCCACCCGGGACCCCCCCAAACCGCACCCGGGACCCCCCAAACCGGACCCGGGACCCCCCAAACCCCACCCGGGACCCCCCAAAAGCCCCGGCGGGGGUCCCGCGGCCAUGGCCGAGGGUGAAGGCGAGGACGAUGUGCAGUUCCUGCGCACGGAUGACGAGGUGGUCCUGCAGUGCACCACCACGCUGCUGAAGGAGCAGCUCAAGCUCUGCCUGGCGGUCGAGGGCUUCGGGAACCGCCUCUGCUCCCUGGAGCCCACCUCCAACGCACAGAAUGUCCCCCCCGACCUGGCCGUGUGCUGCUUCGUGCUGGAGCAGUCGCUGUCGGUGCGGGCGCUGCAGGAGAUGUUGGCCAACAGCUCCGAGAUCGGCAGCGAGUCCUCUCAGGGUGGGGGUCACCGGACGCUGCUCUACGGCCACGCCAUCCUGCUGAGACACUCACACAGCGGCAUGUACCUGAGCUGCCUGACCACGUCGCGCUCGGUGACCGACAAGCUGGCCUUCGACGUGGGGCUGCAGAAGGACGCAGCAGGCGAGGCCUGCUGGUGGACCAUGCACCCGGCGUCCAAGCAGCGCUCGGAGGGAGAGAAGGUGCGGGUGGGCGACGACCUGAUCCUGGUCAGCGUGUCCUCCGAGAGAUACCUGCACCUGUCCACGGCCUCGGGCGAGCUGCAGGUGGACGCGUCCUUCAUGCAGACGCUGUGGAACAUGAACCCCAUCUGCUCCGGCUGCGAGGAAGGUUAUGUCACCGGCGGCCACGUCAUGCGCCUGUUCCACGGCCACAUGGACGAGUGCCUGACCCCCACGGCCCCCGAGCAGGGCGAGGAGCGCAGCAGCGUCGUCAACUACGAGGGCGGCGCCGUGUGCGCCCACGCCCGGUCCCUGUGGCGCCUGGAGCCCCUGCGCAUCAGCUGGAGCGGGAGCCACCUGCGUUGGGGACAGCCCUUCCGCCUGCGCCACGUCACCACGGGCCGAUACCUGGCGCUGACCGAGGCCACCGGGCUGGCCAUGGUGGAGGCGGCUGCGGCCAACACCCGCGUGGCCACCUUCUGCUUCCGGGCCUCCAAGGAGAAGCUGGAGACGGCCCCCAAAAGGGACAUCGAGGGCAUGGGGCCCCCCGAGAUCAAAUACGGGGAGUCCUUGUGCUUCCUGCAGCACGGCAGCAGCGGCCUCUGGGUCACCUACGCCGCCCCCGACCCCAAAGCCCUGCGCCUCGGGCUGCUCAAGAGGAAGGCCAUCCUGCACCAGGAGGGGCACAUGGACGACGCGCUGACCCUGGCGCGCUCCCAGCGCCAGGAGUCGCAGGCGGCUCGGAUGGUCUUCAGCACCACGGGGCUCUACGGGAGCUUCAUCAGGAGCCUGGACAAUCUCCGGGGCCGCCCCCGGGGGUCUCCCCCGCCGCCCCUUCCCAUCGCCGCCGUCAUCCUGAGCCUGCAGGACCUCAUCGGGUACCUGGAGCCCCCUCCCCAGGAUCUGCGGCACGAGCAGCGCCAGGGCCGGCUGCGAGCCCUGCGGGCCCGCCAGAGCCUGUUCCAGCAGGAGGGGAUGCUGACCCUGGUGCUGAGCUGCAUCGACCGCCUGAGCGCCUACAGCACCGCGGCGCAGUUCGGGGAGGCCGCGGGGGAGGAGGCGGCGGCCGCCUGGAAGGAGAUCGUCAACCUGCUCUACGAGCUGCUGGCCUCGCUGAUCCGAGGGAACCGAGCCAACUGCGCCCUGUUCUCCACCAACCUGGACUGGCUGGUCAGCAAACUGGACAGGCUGGAGGCCUCCUCGGGGAUCCUGGAGGUCCUGUACUGUGUGCUGAUCGAGAGCCCCGAGGUGCUCAACAUCAUCCAGGAGAAUCACAUCAAGUCCAUCAUCUCCCUCCUGGACAAGCACGGCCGCAACCACAAGGUGCUGGACGUGCUGUGCUCGCUGUGUGUCUGUAACGCCGUGGCCGUGCGCUCCAACCAGAACCUCAUCACCGAGAACCUCCUGCCCCGCCGCGACCUCCUGCUGCAGACCGGCAUGGUCAACUACGUCACCAGCGUGCGUCCCAACCUGUUUGUGGGGACGGCUCCCGGCUCCACGCAGUUCCGCUGCUGGUACUUCGAGGUGGCCGUGGAGCGGGCGCUGCCCUUCGUCACCGCCGUGCCCACCCACCUGCGGGUGGGCUGGGGGGCUGCGGGGGGCUUCCGGCCCGCCCCGGGCGGGGGCGCGGGCUGGGGGGGCAACGGCGCCGGAGACGACCUCAACUCCUUCGCCUUCGAUGGAUUGCACCUGUGGACAGGGGGUGUCCCCAAGGCCGUGGCGUCCCCCCAACGCCGGGCUCUGGCCGAGGGGGACGUGGUCAGCUGCUGCCUGGAUUUGGGGGUCCCCAGCGCCUCUUUCCGCCUCAACGGGGCCCCCGUCCAGGGCGUCCUCGAGGGCUUCAACCUGGACACGCUCUUCAGCCCCGUGGCCAGCUUCUCGGCCGGGGUCCGGCUGCGUUUCCUGCUGGGGGGCCGUCACGGCGAGUUCCGUUUCGUGCCCCCUCCCGGUUACGCGCCGUGUGCCGAGGCGCUGCUGCCCCGCGAGCGGCUGCGGCUGGAGCCGCUGACGUCCUACAGGGGCUCUGCGCCCCCCGGCAGCCGCAGCCUCCUGGGGCCCAGCCGCGCCCUGCCCCACACCGCAUUCACCCCCUGCCCCGUGGACACCCAGCAGAUCGUGCUGCCCCCACACCUGGAGCGCAUCCGGGAGAAGCUGGCGGAGAACAUCCACGAGCUCUGGGCCCUGACCCGCAUCGAGCAGGGCUGGACCUACGGGCCUGUGCGGGAUGACGUGCAGCGCCUGCACCCCUGCCUGCUGAGCUUCCACAGCCUCCCCGACCCCGAGCGCAGCUACAACCUCCAGAUGUCGGGGGAGACCCUCAAGACGCUGCUGGCCCUGGGCUGCCACGUGGGGAUGGCGGAUGAGAAAGCCGAGGAGAACCUGAAGAAAAUCAAACUGCCCAAAACGUACACCAUGUCCAACGGGUACAAGCCAGCACCGCUGGACCUGUCUCACGUCCGGCUGACCCCGGCCCAGCUGACGCUGGUGGAUCGACUGGCCGAGAACGGCCACAACGUCUGGGCUCGGGACAGGGUCCAGCAGGGCUGGACCUACAGCACCACCCAGGACAUCAAGAACAAGCGGAACCCUCGGCUGGUCCCCUACAACCUCCUGGACGAGGGGACCAAGGCCACCAACCGCGAGAGCCUGUGCCAGGCCGUGAGGACCCUCCUGGGCUACGGCUACAACAUCGAGCCCCCCGACCAGGAGACACCCUCCCAGGGCUGUGUCCCCGGGGGUCCCCGCGCCCCCCGGCCGCGGCUGUUCCGUGCAGAGCGCAGCUCGGCCGUGCGCAGUGGCCGUUGGUAUUUCGAGUUCCAGGCCGUCACCCCCGGCGAGAUGCGCGUGGGGUGGGCACGGCCCGGGCUGCGCCCCGACACCGAGCUGGGCUCCGACGACAUGGCCUUCGUCUUCAACGGCCACAGGGCCCAGCGGUGGCACGUGGGUGGCGAGUCCUUUGGCCGCUCCUGGCAGGCCGGGGACGUCGUGGGCUGCCUCAUCGACCUCGGCGAGUGCCACAUGAGCUUCACCCUCAACGGGGAGGUGCUGAUCGGGGACGGUGGCUCCGAGGUGGCCUUCAGGGACUUCGACGUGGGGGACGGCUUUGUCCCGGUGUGCAGCCUGGGGCUGGGCCAGGAGGGGCACCUGAACCUGGGCCAGGACGUGGGGACCCUGCGCUACUUCGGCAUCUGCGGCCUCCAGGAGGGCUACGAGCCCUUCGCCAUCAACAUGAAACGUCCCAUCGCGCUCUGGUUCAGCCACAGCCUGCCCCAGUUCAUCCCAGUGCCCCCCGAGCACCCCCAGCUCGAGGUGACGCGCGUGGACGGCACCGUGGACCCCCCGUGCCUGCGCCUGUCCCACCGCAGCUCCGGCACCCCCGCCGCGCCCCCCGAGCUGCAUUUCCUGCGCCUGACUCCGGUGCAAUUCCACCCCACCUUCCGCUGCACCCCCGGACCACCCCCCCCUGCCCCAGGCGCCCCCCCGGAGCCCCCCGAGGAGGGGACCCCCGACCCCCUGUCCGAGUUCGAGCGGCUGCGGCGAUCGGCCGGGCCCCGCAGCGCCGAGGGAGAGGAGGGGGCUGAGAAAGGGGGGGCUGGGGGUGCAGCCCCCUCCCCACCCAGCGCAGCCCCCCGGGGGGAGAACGAGAAGGACGCGACCACCGAGAAGGGGAAGACGAGGAGGGGGUUCCUGUUCAAGGGCCGGAAGACGCCGUUCACGCCCCCCCCCGCGCCCCCUCCCGUGCCCCGGCUGGAGGAGGACGUGGUGCCCGACGAGCGCGACGACCCCGAGGUCAUCAUGAACACCACCACGUACUACUUCUCGGUGCGGCUGUUUGCGGGGCAGGAGCCGGGCAGUGCCUGGGUGGGCUGGGUCACCCCCCAUUUCCACCAGCACGACCCCGACUUUGAGCUGGCGCGAGUGCGCAGCGUCACCGUCACCAUGGGCGACGAGCGCGGCAACGUCCACGACAGCAUCAAGCGCAGCAACUGCUACAUGGUGUGGGGGGGGGAGUUUGCGACCCCCACCCAGCAGGCCAGGGUGUCCCACACCGACCUGGUCAUCGGCUGCCUGGUGGACCUGGCCACGGGGCUGAUGACCUUCACGGCCAACGGCAAAGAGAUCAACACCUUCUUCCAGGUGGAGCCCAACACCAAACUGUUCCCGGCGGUCUUCGUGCAGCCCACCACCCAAAAUGUGCUGCAGUUCGAGCUGGGGAAGCUGAAGAACAUCAUGCCCAUCUCGGCCGCCAUGUUCAGCAGCGAGAGGCAGAACCCGGCCCCCCAGUGCCCCCCCCGGCUGCUGAUCCAGCACCUGACCCCGGUCACCUGGAGCCGAAUGCCCACCCAGUACCUGAGCGUGGAGAGCGCCCGGCUGGGCGAGCGCCAGGGCUGGGCCGUGGAGUGCUCCGAGCCCCUGCAGAUGAUGGCCCUGCACAUCCCCGAGGAGGACAGGUGCAUCGACAUCCUGGAGCUGUGGGAGCGUCAGGAGCUGCUGCAGUUCCAGUGCCACACGCUGCGCCUCUACUGCGCCGUCUGCGCCCUGGGCAACAACCGCGUGGCCCACGCCCUGUGCAGCCACGUGGACCAGGCCCAGCUCCUCUUCGCCAUCGAGACCCCCGAGCUGCCGGGCCCGCUGCGGGCCGGCUACUACGACCUGCUGCUAGCCAUGCACCUGGAGGCGGCGCAGCGCGCCCGCUCCUCCAUGAGCGCCGAGUUCAUCGUGCCCAUCACCCCGGCCACCCGCGCCAUCGCGCUCUUCCCCGAGGGCUCCCGCUGCCCGGGACCCCCGGGCGUGGGGCCCAGCGCUUGUUUGAGACCCCAGCCCCAUUUCUCGGAGCCGUGUUUUAUCCGUGCCGGUGUGGCCGGUGCCGGCGGCGGGGCGCCGCUCAGCCCGGCUAUCCCGCUGGAGGAGUUGGGAGCCAAGGCCAUGAGGAUGCUGGCGGAGGCGGUGGCCGGCGGGGGGCCGCACGCCCGGGACCCCGUCGGGGGGAGCGUGGAGUUCCAGCUGGUGCCGGUGCUCAAGUUGGUGUCGGCGCUGCUGGCCGUGGGAGCGCUGGGCGACCGCGACGUGCGCAGGGUGCUGCGCAUGAUCGAGCCGCGCGUCUUCGGGACGCGGCAGCAGCGCGGACAAGAGGAGGAAGAAGAAGAAGAAGAAGAAGAAGGAGAAGAGGAAGAAAUGACAAAGGCCAUCGAGGCUGGUGAGGAGGAGGAGGAGGAGGCGAGGAGGAAAAAGGCCAUCGAGGCUGGUGAGGAGGAGGAGGAGGAAGAGGAGGAGGAGGAGGUGCGGAGGAGGAAGGCCAUCGAGGCUGGAGAGCUGCAGGAGGAGGAGGAGGAUGAGGAGGAGGCCAAGAGGACGAAGGCCAUUGAGGCUGGGGAGGGGCAGGAGGAGGAGGAGGAGGAGGAGGAAGAGCUGGAGGAGGGGCUGCUGCAGAUGAAGCUGCCGGAGUCGGUCAAGCUGCAGAUGUGCCACCUGCUGCAGCACCUGUGCGAGCGGGAGCUGCAGCACCGCGUGGAGGCCAUCGUGGCCUUCUCGGAGCGCCACGUGCAGCGGCUGCAGCGCGACCAGCGCCGCCGCUACGGCCGCCUGAUGCGGGCACUCACCAUGUCCGCCGCAGAGACCGCCCGGCGCACGCGGGAGUUCCGCUCACCGCCCCAGGAACAGAUCAACAUGCUGAUGCAGUACAAGGCGGGGGCUGAGGAUGAGGAGUGUCCGGUGCCCGGGGACAUCCGGGACGAGCUGCUGGACUUCCACAAUGACCUGCUGGCCCACUGUGGCAUCGAGCUGACAGAGGAGGAAGAGGAGGAGGAGGAGGAGGCGUCGCUGCGGCAGCGGCUGCUGGGGCUGGCUCAGAGGGUGCUGGGGGUCCGCAGCCCCCCCAAGGAGGAGGAGACCCCCCCCGAGGAGCCCCCCGUGCCCAGCACUCUCCAGGAGCUGAUCUCUCACACCAUGGUGCACUGGGCACAGGAAUCGUUCAUCCAGAGCCCGGCCCUGGUGCGGGCCAUGUUCCGCCUGCUGCACGGGCAGUACGACGCGCUGGGCGAGCUGCGGCGGGCGCUGCCCAAGGCUUACGCCAUCAGCGCCACCUCGGUGCCCGACACCACGGCCCUGCUCGAGUGCCUGGGCCAGAUCCGCUCGCUGCUCAUCGUGCAGAUGGGCCCCGAGGAGGAGAACCUCAUGAUCCAGAGCAUCGGGAACAUCAUGAACAACAAGGUGUUCUACCAGCACCCCAACCUGAUGCGUGCCCUGGGCAUGCACGAGACGGUGAUGCAGGUGAUGGUCAGCGUGCUGGGUGGCGGCGAGUCCAAGGAGAUUCGCUUCCCCAAGAUGGUGACCAACUGCUGCCGCUUCCUCUGCUACUUCUGCCGCAUCAGCCGCCAGAACCAGCGCUCCAUGUUCGACCACCUGGGCUACCUGCUGGAGAACAGCGGCAUCGGGCUGGGCAUGCAGGGCUCCACUCCCCUGGACGUGGCGGCCGCCUCCGUCAUCGACAACAACGAGCUGGCGCUGGCCCUCAAGGAGCAGGACCUGGAGAAGGUGGUCACCUACCUGGCCAGCUGUGGCCUGCAGAGCUGUCCCAUGCUGCUGGCCAAGGGCUACCCCGACAUCGGCUGGAACCCCUGUGGGGGUGAGAAGUACCUGGACUUCCUGCGCUUCGCCGUCUUCGUCAACGGGGAGAGCGUGGAGGAGAACGCCAACGUGGUGGUGCGGCUGCUGAUCCGGCGUCCCGAGUGCUUCGGGCCGGCGCUGCGGGGCGAGGGCGGCAGCGGGCUGCUGGCCGCAAUCCAGGACGCGCUGAGCAUCGCCCAGGACCCCGCCAGGGACGGGCCCAGCGGCCGCAGGGAGAGGAGACCGUUCGGGCCCGAGGAGCCCCCCGAGGAGAACCGAGUUCACCUGGGCCACGCCAUCAUGUCCUUCUACGCCGCCCUCAUCGACCUCCUGGGCCGCUGCGCCCCCGAGAUGCACCUGAUCCAGGCGGGGAAGGGGGAGGCGCUGAGGAUCCGGGCGAUUCUGCGCUCGCUCGUCCCCCUGGAGGACCUGGUGGGGAUCAUCAGCCUCCCCCUGCAGAUCCCAGCGCUGGGAAAAGACGGGAACGUGGUGGAGCCCCGCAUGGCCGCCAGUUUCGUCCCCGAGCACAAGGCGCCCAUGGUUCUGUUCCUGGACCGCGUUUAUGGGGUGCAGAGCCAGGAGUUCCUGCUCCACGUGCUGGAAGUGGGGUUCCUGCCCGACAUGCGCGCCGCCGCCUCGCUGGACACGGCCACGUUCAGCACCACGGAGAUGGCGCUGGCGCUGAACCGGUACCUGUGCCUGGCGGUGAUGCCGCUCAUCACCAAAUGCGCGCCGCUCUUCGCCGGCACCGAGCACCGCGCCAUCAUGGUGGACUCCAUGCUGCACACCAUCUACCGCCUGUCGCGCGGCCGCGCCCUCACCAAGGCCCAGCGCGACGCCAUCGAGGAGUGCCUGAUGGCCCUCUGCAGGUACAUCCGCCCGUCCAUGCUGCAGCACCUCCUGCGCCGCCUCGUCUUCGACGUCCCCAUCCUCAACGAGUUCGCCAAGAUGCCCCUCAAGCUGCUGACCAACCACUACGAGCGCUGCUGGCGCUAUUACUGCCUGCCCAGCGGCUGGGCCAACAUGGGGGUCAGCUCCGAGGAGGAGCUGCACCUCACCAGGAAACUCUUCUGGGGCAUCUUCGACUCCCUGGCACACAAGAAGUUUGACGCGGAUCUCUACAAGCUGGCCAUGCCGUGUCUCUGCGCCAUCGCGGGCGCGCUCCCUCCCGAUUACGUUGACGCCAGUUACUCGUCCCGCACCGAGAAGAAAGCGUCGGUGGACGCCGAGGGCAACUUCGACCCCAAACCCGUCGAGACCCUCAACGUCAUCAUCCCCGAGAAGCUCGACGGUUUCAUCAACAAAUACGCCGAGUACACGCACGAGAAAUGGGCCUUCGACAAGAUCCAGAACAAUUGGACUUUCGGGGAGGCCGUGGACGAGGAAGCCAAAACUCACCCGAUGCUGAGACCCUACAAAACGUUCUCGGAGAAGGACAAGGAGAUUUAUCGCUGGCCCAUCAAGGAGUCCCUCAAGGCCAUGCUGGCCUGGGAGUGGACGGUGGAGAAGGCGAGGGAGGGCGAGGAGGAGCGCUCCGAGAAGAAGAAAACGCGGAAAAUCUCCCAAAACGCACAGGCCACCUACGACCCCUCCCACGGGUACAGCCCCCAGCCCGUGGACCUGAGCGGGGUCACCCUGUCCCGGGAGCUGCAGGCCAUGGCGGAGCAGCUCGCUGAGAAUUAUCACAACACCUGGGGCCGCAAAAAGAAACUGGAGCUGGAGGCCAAGGGGGGCGGCUCCCACCCGCUGCUGGUGCCCUACGACACGCUGACCGCCAAGGAGAAGGCGCGAGACCGAGAGAAGGCGCAGGAGCUGCUCAAGUUCCUGCAGCUGCACGGAUACGCCGUCACACGGGGGCUCAAGGACAUGGAGCUGGACACGUCGUCCAUCGAGAAACGUUUCGCCUUCGGCUUCCUGCAGCAGCUGCUGCGCUGGAUGGACAUCGCCCAGGAGUUCAUCGCACACCUGGAGGCCGUGGUCAGCAGCGGGCGGGUGGAGAAAUCCCCCCACGAGCAGGAGAUCAAGUUCUUCGCCAAGAUUCUGCUGCCCCUCAUCAAUCAGUAUUUCCACAACCACUGCCUCUAUUUCCUGUCCACACCUGCCCAGGUGUUGGGCAGCGGCGGCCACGCCUCCAACAAGGAGAAGGAGAUGAUCACCAGCCUCUUCUGCAAACUGGCGGCGCUGGUCCGGCACCGCGUGGGGCUCUUCGGCACGGACGCCCCGGCUGUGGUGAACUGUCUGCUCAUCCUGGCCCGGUCCCUGGACGCCAGGACGGUGAUGAAGUCGGGCCCCGAGAUCGUCAAGGCGGGGCUGCGCUCGUUCUUCGAGUCGGCGGCCGAGGACAUGGAGAAACUGGGGGAGCAGCUGCGGCUGGGCCGGGGCACCCCGAGCCGCGCCCCCACCAAGGGGGUGGCACAGAAUGUCACCUACACCUCGGUGGCACUGCUGCCCGUCCUCACCGCGCUCUUCGAACACCUGGCACAGCACCAGUUCGGGGAUGACGUCAUCUUGGACGAUGUGCAGGUCUCCUGUUACCGCAUCCUCUGCAGCAUCUACAGCCUGGGCACCGCCCGCGGGCCCCUCAUCGACAGGCAGAGACCAGCCCUGGGGGAGUGCCUGGCCCGCCUGGCCGCGGCGAUGCCGGUGGCGUUCCUGGAGCCGAAGCUGAACCACCUGAACCCCAGCUCCGUCUACAGCACCAAGAGCGCCCGAGAGCGCGCACUCCUGGGUCUCCCCCCCCGCGUUGAGGACCUGUGUCCCGACCUGCCGGACCUGGGGCGGCUGAUGGGUGACAUCGGCGUGCUGGCGGAGUCGGGGGCGCGUUACACGGAGAUGCCACACGUGAUCGAGGUGACGCUGCCCAUGCUGUGCCAUUACCUGCCCCGCUGGUGGGAGCGCGGCCCCGACGCCGCCCCCCAGGGCCCCUGGGCCACCGAGGUGAGCGGCCAGCAGCUGAACGCGCUGCUGGGCCACAUCCUGCGCAUCGUGGUCAACAACCUGGGCAUCGACGAGGCCUCCUGGAUGAAGAGGCUGGCGGUUUUUGCUCAGCCCAUCGUGAGCAAGGCGCGGCCGGAGCUGCUGCGCUCUCACUUCAUCCCGACGCUGGGGCGGCUGCGGAAGCGCGCGGGGAAGGUGGUGGCCGAGGAGGAGCAGCUGCGGCUGGAGGGCAAAGCCGAGGCCGAGGACGCCGAGCUGCUGAUCCGGGACGAGUUCUCGGUGCUCUGCCGGGACCUCUACGCGCUCUACCCGCUGCUCAUCCGCUACGUGGACAACAGCCGGGCCAAGUGGCUGACGGAGCCCAACGAGGACGCGGAGGAGCUGUUCCGCAUGGUGGGCGAGGUCUUCAUCUACUGGUCCAAGUCUCACAAUUUCAAGCGUGAGGAGCAGAACUUUGUGGUGCAGAACGAGAUCAACAACAUGUCCUUCCUGACGGCCGACAGCAAGAGCAAGAUGGCCAAGGCGGGCAGUUCUGACCAGGAGCGCUCCAAGAAGCGCCGUCGCGGUGACCGAUACUCGGUGCACACCUCGCUCAUCGUGGCCACCCUGAAGAAGAUGCUGCCCAUCGGCCUCAACAUGUGCUCACCUGCGGACCAGGAGCUGAUCGCCCUGGCCAAGGGACGCUACGCCCUGAAGGACACGGACGAGGAGGUUCGGGAGUUCCUGCACAACAACCUGCACCUGCAGGACAAGGUGGAGAACACGGGCUCAGCACGCUGGCAGAUGGCCCUGGUGCGCCAGGCCGGCCGUGACGAGGACAGCGGUGACAGCCCCGAGCAGGUCGUGCGCAGGGUGCAGGAGGUGUCGGCCGUGCUCUAUCACCUGGAGCAGACGGAGCACCCCUACAAGUCCAAGAAGGCCGUGUGGCACAAGCUGCUCUCCAAACAGCGGCGCCGCGCCGUGGUGGCCUGCUUCCGCAUGACCCCCCUGUACAACCUGCCCAGGCACCGUGCCUGUAACAUGUUCCUCGAGUCCUACCGGCUCUCGUGGCUGGGCCGGGAGCAGCCGCCCUUCGAGGACCGGAUGAUCGACGACCUGUCGAAGUCGGGGCGCGAGGAGGAGGAGGAGGAGGAAGAGGCGGAGGCGCGGCCGGACCCCCUGCACCAGCUGAUCCUGCACUUCAGCCGCACCGCCCUCACCGAGCAGAGCCACCUGGAGCAGGAUCACCUGUACAUGGCCUACGCCGGGAUCAUGGCCAAGAGCUGCCACAUCGAGGAAGAGGAAGAGGAGGAGAAGGAGGAAGAGGAGAAGGAAGAGGAGGAAGCCGAGGAUUCGUUUGAGGAGAAGGAGAUGGAGAAGCAGAAGCUGCUGUCGCAGCAGGCGCGGCUGCACACGCGGGGGGCGGCCGAGAUGGUGCUGCAGAUGAUCAGUGCCUGCAAGGGUGAGCGGGGGGACAUGGUGUCCUCCACCCUCAAGUUGGGCAUCUCCAUCCUCAACGGGGGCAACGCUGACGUGCAGCAGAAGAUGCUGGAGUAUCUCAAGUCCAAGCGUGAGGUCGGUUUCUUCCAGAGCGUGCAGGCGCUGAUGCAAACCUGCAGCGUGCUGGACCUGAACGCGUUUGAGCGGCAGAACAAGGCCGAGGGGCUGGGCAUGGUCACCGAGGAGGGGACGAUCAUCAGCCGGGAGAACGGGGAGAAGGUGAUGUCGGACGAUGAAUUCACCCAGGACCUGUUCCGGCUGCUGCAGCUGCUCUGCGAGGGCCACAACAACGACUUCCAGAACUACCUGAGGACGCAGACGGGGAACACGACCACCAUCAACAUCAUCAUCUGCACCGUGGACUACCUGCUGCGCCUGCAGGAGUCCAUCAGUGACUUUUACUGGUACUACUCGGGCAAGGACGUCAUCGACGAGCAGGGCAAGAGGAAUUUCUCCAAAGCCAUGGCCGUGGCCAAGCAGGUGUUCAACAGCCUGACCGAGUACAUCCAGGGUCCCUGCACCGGGAACCAGCAGAGCCUGGCCCACAGCCGCCUCUGGGACGCCGUCGUCGGCUUCCUGCACGUCUUCGCUCACAUGAUGAAAAAACUGGCACAGGACUCGUCCCAGCUGGGGCUGCUGAAGGAGCUGCUGGACCUGCAGAAGGACAUGGUGGUGAUGCUGCUGUCCCUGCUCGAAGGGAACGUGGUGAACGGCACCAUCGCGCGGCAGAUGGUGGACAUGCUGGUGGAGUCCUCCAGCAACGUCACCAUGAUCCUCAAGUUCUUCGACAUGUUCCUCAAGCUGCGCGACAUCGUCUCCUCCGACGCCUUCCGCCACUUCGUCACCGACCCGCGCGGCCUCAUCUCCAAGAAGGAUUUCCAGAAGGCCAUGGACAGCCAGAAGCAGUACGAGCCCGAGGAGAUCCAGUUCCUGCUCUCCUGCUCCGAGGCCGACGAGAACGAGAUGAUCGACGUGGAGAGCUUCGCCCAGCGCUUCCAGGAGCCGGCGCGCGACAUCGGCUUCAACGUGGCCGUGCUGCUGACCAACCUGUCGGAGCACGUGCCGCACGACCAGCGCCUCAAGACCUUCCUGGAGCAGGCCGAGAGCAUCCUGGACUAUUUCCGUCCCUUCCUGGGCCGCAUCGAGAUCAUGGGGGCGGCGCGGCGCAUCGAGCGCAUCUACUUCGAGAUCAGCGGCGCCAACAAGGCGCAGUGGGAGAUGCCGCAGGUGAAGGAGUCCAAGCGGCAGUUCAUCUUCGACGUGGUCAACGAGGGCGGCGAGGCCGAGAAGAUGGAGCUCUUCGUCAACUUCUGCGAGGACACCAUCUUCGAGAUGCAGAUCGCCUCGCGCAUCUCCGAGGAGGAGGCGCCGCGCGACGAGGAGGAGGAGGAGGAGGAGGAGAGGGAGGAAGAGGAGCCGGCGGAGGCGGCGGCGGCGGCGGCGGCGCUGCCGGCGGGGCUGGGGCUGCUGCGGCGGCUGCUGGGGUCGCCCCACGCGUGGCGGCGGCGGCUGCGGAGGCUGCGGAAGAAGUCGGGGCGGGAGCUGGCGUGGGAGGCCGGGGCGGGCGUGGGGCGGGCGGCGCUGGGGGGGGUCCUGGGGGGGCUGGGGGUGCUGGGGGCCGUGGGGAGGCUGGCCUGGAGCUCGCUCUUCGGAGGGGGGCUGGUGGAGGGGGCGCAGCGCCUGGGGGUGAUGGAGGUGCUGGGCUCCAUGCCCGACCCCACCCAGGACGCGGUGGGGGGCGGCGAGGCCGGGGAGGGGGAGCAGGGGGGACCCCCGGAGCCGCAGAGACCCCCCGAGGCGCGGCUGGAGACCCCCGCGGGCGGCGGGGAGGAGGAGGAGGAGGAGGAGGAGGAGGAAGAGGAGGAGGUGGCCAGGAGGGAGGUGAAGGCGGCGCCGGCCGGGCAGGGGGCUCGCAAGGACCCCCAUUUCAGGCUGGCGGCCCCCGACGCGCCGGGGGGGCUCGGGGAUAUCGGGGAGCCCCCCGGGGCUGAGCCCCCCACCCCCGAGGGGACCCCCAUCCUGCGCAGGAAGAUCGGGGAGGUGGCAGAGCAGGUGGGGGAGGGGCAGAAGGAGGAGGAGCCCCCGGCCGAGGCCGAGAAAGCCGACACAGAGAACGGGGAGAAGGGCGGGGGUCCCGGGGGUCCCGAGGGUCCCGAGGAGGAGCCCCGGGCCCCCCCCCGGCGGCGCAAGUCGGUGCCCCGGGAGCGCCGCGAGCCCCCGGCCGAGGGGGGCUUCGACUUCUGGGGGGAGCUGGAGGUGCAGAGGGUCAAGUUCCUGAAUUACCUGUCGAGGAAUUUCUACAAUCUGCGUUUCCUGGCGCUGUUCCUCGCCUUCGCCAUCAACUUCAUCCUGCUCUUCUACAAGGUGUCGGAGCACCCCCCGGGCGCUGCAGAGGAGCCCGAGGGCUCGGGGGGCGCGUUCCCCGAUGAGGAGGGGUCUGCGGGCGGGGGUCCCGAGGCCGGGGGUCCCGAGGAGCCCGAGGUUUAUUAUUUCCUGGAGGAGAGCACCGGCUACAUGGGCCCGGCCCUGCGGGGGCUGGCGCUGGCCCACACCCUGGUGGCCUUCCUGUGCAUCAUCGGCUACAACUGCCUCAAGAUCCCCCUGGUGAUUUUCAAGCGGGAGAAGGAGGUGGCGCGGCGCCUCGAGUUCUCGGGGCUCUACAUCACCGAGCAGCCGCCCGACGAUGACGUCAAGGGACAGUGGGACCGGCUGGUGCUCAACGCCCAAUCCUUCCCCAGCAAUUACUGGGACAAGUUCAUCAAGAGAAAGGUGAUGGAGAAGUACGGGGACAUCUACGGGCGGGAGAGGAUCGCGGAGCUGCUGGGGAUGGACCUGGCCAGCCUGGAGAUGGGGGCGCAGGGCGAGCGCAGAGCCCCCCCCGACAGCUCCCUGCUCACCUGGAUCACAUCCAUCGACAUCCGCUACCAGAUCUGGAAAUUCGGGGUGAUUUUCACCGAUAACUCCUUCCUCUACCUCACCUGGUACAUGGCCAUGUCGCUGCUGGGCCACUACAACAACUUCUUCUUCGCCUCCCACCUGCUGGACAUCGCCAUGGGUGUCAAGACGCUGCGCACCAUCCUGUCCUCCGUCACCCACAACGGCAAGCAGCUGGUGAUGACGGUGGGGCUGCUGGCCGUGGUGGUCUACCUGUACACCGUGGUGGCCUUCAACUUCUUCCGCAAGUUCUACAACAAGAGCGAGGAUGAGGAUGAGCCCGACAUGAAGUGUGAUGACAUGAUGACGUGUUACCUGUUCCACAUGUACGUGGGGGUCCGGGCUGGGGGCGGCAUCGGGGACGAGAUCGAGGAUCCGGCGGGGGAUGAUUACGAGCUCUACCGAGUCGUCUUCGACAUCACCUUCUUCUUCUUCGUCAUCGUCAUCCUCCUCGCCAUCAUCCAGGGUCUGAUCAUCGACGCCUUCGGGGAGCUGCGGGACCAGCAGGAGCAGGUGAAGGAGGACAUGGAGACGAAAUGUUUCAUCUGCGGCAUCGGGAGCGAUUAUUUCGACACGACGCCCCACGGCUUCGAGACCCACACGCUGGAGGAGCACAACCUGGCCAACUACAUGUUUUUCCUGAUGUAUUUGAUCAACAAGGACGAGACGGAGCACACGGGGCAGGAAUCUUACGUGUGGAAGAUGUACCAGGAGCGCUGCUGGGAUUUCUUCCCGGCCGGUGACUGCUUCCGCAAGCAAUACGAGGAUCAGCUGGGGUGACCCCUCCCCAAAACCCCCUCCCCAAAACCCCAAAAGUGCCUUUUGUUUCCUCCCCCCUCCCAAUAAACGCUGCUGAGUGUCACUGGCUGGUUUCUGACCCCCUGAAACGCCCCCCAGACCUCCUUUAAGUGCCUUUUUUCCCCCCUCCCCAAAUAAACGCUGCCGAGUGUCGCUGUC